AUGAUAGGCGAGACAAGUGAAACAAUGUCCGAGAAACCAGUAUUCCAAGUGAUUGUGUUGGGCCCGACUGGUGGACCACGCGAAGAUAGUGUCACGGGAAUUCUUGUCCGGUCAACGUCAACAAAAUGGUCUCCAGACUCCGUAGUAGCCGUUGAUGCAGGUACCCUUCUUGCAGGCAUUAUUCGGUUGCUGGAACGAUACAUCCCCGAAUGCCAGGAUGAUCGGGGGGUGAUGACAAGUGGGCCCUUUCAGGGGCUCGAGCUGCCCUGCAGAACAGCACAGGCAAAUGCAGCUCAUGUGUUUCGCGAAAUCAUUGGUGCUGUUCUCAUUACACACCCUCAUCUGGAUCAUAUCUCAGGGCUGGCUAUUAACACUCCAAUUCUGGAGGCGGGGAAUGGACCAAAACCCGUGGCUGCUUUACCAUCUGUGCUGUCCGCUAUCAAAAACCACAUGUUCAACGAUGUCAUCUGGCCUAACUUGUCGGAUGAGGAUGGUGGAGCUGGUCUUCUUACAUAUCAGCGCUUGGUGGAAGGUGGAAACCCUCGUUUCGGUCGCGGAGAAAGCAGAGGCUAUGUCAGGGCUUGCAACGGUCUAUUGACAAAAUGCCUGAGUGUUAGCCAUGGCCGAUGCAAGCAGCGAUACCAUCCAGAAAGCGGGAUGCAUCAUCGAAUUGGCAGCACUGUCUUUUCUGAUCACCAGUUGAUGCUUCCUUCGAGAGCGAUUUCAGUGGACCAUACCGAGGGCAGUUUCUAUUCUCCCGCUCGCUCCCCACGCCUACUCCCAUCCAACCCCAAAGAACCAGUGAUGGCAACAGUUGAGAGCUCCGCCUUCUUCCUGCGCGAUCAUCACACCGGCCACGAGAUUAUCGUCUUCGGUGAUGUCGAACCGGAUUCGGUUUCCAUGGGAACUCACAACAAACGAGUAUGGGAAGCCGCCGCACCGAAAAUUGCCACGGGCAAACUCCGAGCGAUCUUCAUUGAAUGUUCCUACAAUGACAGCACUGACGACUCGUAUCUGUAUGGCCACAUGUGUCCGCGACAUCUAGUCUCUGAGCUCAGCGUGUUAGCCAACAAGGUCACGGAGGUGCGAGAUUUGAGCACGGGUGAGAAAAAGCGCAAGCGUGAACCCGUAGGCCCCAUCGAGAUCGGCAGCGAGCAAGUGAGCCCUCGCUCAAAACGGACGCCAAGAUCCUCUGCCGAUAAAGGCAGGAUAUCCGAGCCGCUUGUUGAGCGUCGAUCGCAUCCGAGCGAGUCAUUCGAGAUUCCCCAGAUACCAAGAGUGGAUCUCGGGGAUGUCCUGGGAAAUCUGGAUUCUGAGACUGGGGUUGAUAGUACGGCUCCUCCUCUGGAAGGAUUAAAGGUCUACAUUAUUCACAUCAAGGAGAAUCUUACUGAUGGGCCUCAUCCUGGAGAGCAAAUCUUGAGGGAGCUCCAGGAUCAUGGCGAAGCAGCCAAUCUGGGUUGUGAAUUCUUUAUCCCGAAUCCUCUUGAGGGAAUAUGGAUUUGA
This is a messenger RNA of Penicillium expansum, 1506 nucleotides long. RefSeq names its product 3',5'-cyclic-nucleotide phosphodiesterase PDE1 (gene pdeA). The record is from RefSeq and is a predicted model, not a curated record. Bases 1 to 1506 code for a protein of 501 amino acids. NCBI's taxonomy places the organism in Eukaryota, Fungi, Ascomycota, Eurotiomycetes, Eurotiales, Aspergillaceae. The transcript is spliced from 3 exons. Gene Ontology annotation, biological process: cAMP catabolic process; negative regulation of glucose mediated signaling pathway; cGMP catabolic process. Gene Ontology annotation, molecular function: 3',5'-cyclic-AMP phosphodiesterase activity; 3',5'-cyclic-GMP phosphodiesterase activity.